CAGUAAUCCUAACAGCGAUCCACUUUCGUGGCAAUCCCACGCCACGCACAUUCCAGCGAUAAGCAGCGCUUGCCGGCUUGAUACUCUGGUGCCAAGGCUCGUGCCUGGACGAAAUAGAUGUCACCGAAAGCAGAAAAGAAUCUCGCAACUUUCCGAGUCACAAGUGUGCCUGAAUGUCUGGGACAUGUUUUGUCUCGCAUUCCCCGGAUGUAGUGGCGAUGCCGUGUGGAGAUAUAUAUCUCUCCGUGGGAUUUGAGUUUUCCAAAAUCGAGGAAUGCGGCCAAUUCUAAUUCGUCAUAAUAGGCCCGUUGUUGAAACGAUCCCGUGGUCUCGAAGCACGAGUCGCGCAGAUAAGAAGUGCCCGAGCCCCGAUUUCUGGUGGACCCGUUCCCUCUAGACUGGAAUUAAUUACGUCUUGCGCGUCCUCAGUCGAGAGCUUGAGACAAAUAAUCCUCCCCAGUAAAGCGCCAGUAAAGCGGUGAUGACUUCGCCGGCACCCCAAGGCCAGAACGGCGGCGUGCUCGUUGGUUCGUCCAAGGAGACAUUGGACGGGGAGCGUGGAGAUAUCGCGCCAUCACCGCCGCCUUUGGACGAGAAGAAUGCCGAGAAACGGGAGCUGCAGGCCGAGGAGGUCGAAGACCAGCUUCCCUUCGCCUUCUCGAAGCUGUACAAGUGGUGGAUCCUGACCGUCAUCUUCUUGGUCCAGAUGUCCAUGAACUUCAACACAUCGCUGUACUCCAAUGGCCUCGGCGGAAUCUCUGACAAGUUCAAUGUCAGCGAGCAGGCCGCCCGUGUGGGCGCCGCCAUCUUUCUCAUCUUCUACGCUUUUGGCUGCGAACUGUGGGCACCCUGGUCCGAGGAGUUCGGACGCAAACCGGUCCUGCAGCUCUCGCUGUUCCUCGUCAACAUCUGGUGCCUGCCCGUCGCCCUCGCGCCCAACUUCGGCAGCGUACUGGUCGGCCGUGCCCUGGGCGGCCUGUCCUCGGCCGGCGGCAGCGUCACUCUGGGCAUGAUUGCCGACAUGUUCGACUCGGAGCACCAACAAUAUGCCGUCGCCUACAUCGUGUUCUCGUCUGUCGGUGGCUCUGUUCUGGGUCCCAUUGUCGGCGGCUUCGUCGAGCAGUAUUUGGCAUGGCAGUGGACCAUCUGGAUACAGCUCAUCGUCGGCGCUUUUGUGCAGGCUCUCCACCUGCUUACCGUGCCCGAGACGCGGACCAACAUCGUGCUGGACCGCAUCGCGAAGAAGCGCAGAAAGCUCGGCGAGGAUGUUUGGGGCCCCAACGAAAUCGAGUCCUUCCGGGAACGCUUCACGUUCAAAGACAUUGUGCACACCUGGAUGCGCCCCUUCCGAAUGUUCCUGACUGAGCCCAUCGUCCUGGCCCUGUCGCUGCUGUCGGGUUUCUCCGACGCCCUCAUCUUCAUGCAGCUCCAGUCCUUCUCCCUCGUCUAUGCGCAGUGGAACUUCAACAGCUACCAGACCGGUCUGGCCUUCGUCCCCUUUGGCAUCGGCUACCUCAUUGCUUGGGCUCUCUUCAUCCCCGCCAUCAAGCGCAACAAGAGGCAGCGUGCGCUGCACCCCGAGGACGAGCGCAAGCAAUACGAAUCCCGGAUGGAUCUGCUGCUGCUCCUCGCCCCAUGCCUACCGAUCGGCCUACUCAUCUUUGCCCUGACCUGCAACGGUCCCCCGGUCCACUGGGUCGGAAGCAUGUUCGGCAGCGCCAUCAUCGGGAUUGCCAACUAUUCCAUCUACAUGGCCACCAUCGACUACAUGAUCUGCGCCUAUGGUCCGUACUCAGCCUCCGCCACUGGCGGCAACGGCUGGGCUCGUGACUUCCUGGCCGGCGUUCUCACCGUACCCGCCACGCCCUUUUAUUCCAACAUCGGCAGAUCAAACCACAAGAACCUCUCUAAUGCGACCUGGAUCUUGUUCGCCAUUUCCUGCAUUCUCGUGGGCGCCGUCUACGGCGUCUACUGGAACGGUCCCUACCUGCGCAAGCGGUCUCCCUUCGCGCAGAGCCUAGCCGAGGGUGUCGACACGGAACACCACAAACGGAGGCUCAGCAUUCCCCACCAGCCGGUGGCACGGAUCGGGCCCGGCUCGCGGAGGAGCUCGUACAUGGCAGCGCACGAUGCAGCGAGGCGGAACGCUAGCCGGGCUACAACCCCAGCGACGAGCCGGCAACCGAGCCCGGAGAGGGCCGCGGUGACGCCGCAAACUACAAGGCAUGCAACAUCCGAAAAGCUAGCUAAACUUGGGACGAUACCUAGCUCGGGGGUGUAGGCAUGUGCGCCAUAUGAUGAUGUAUGAUUGCUUUGUCGAAACAGGGAGAGGAGAGAGGAGUGAAGAGGAAGAAAUGCAAUGUCCCCGCUUGGUGGCCCUUUUGUUUGCUGGAACAUCUGAUUUGGUUUCCUGUCAACAGCAACUGAUGCAUUGUAUUGUAAAAUAGAUAGAUUAGAACGCAGGAUUUCGUCCCAAG
Messenger RNA from Phialemonium atrogriseum, 2477 nucleotides. Its product is annotated as putative MFS multidrug transporter. Gene Ontology annotation, cellular component: plasma membrane. The record is from RefSeq and is a predicted model, not a curated record. NCBI's taxonomy places the organism in Eukaryota, Fungi, Ascomycota, Sordariomycetes, Cephalothecales, Cephalothecaceae. The transcript is spliced from 2 exons. Gene Ontology annotation, molecular function: transmembrane transporter activity. Gene Ontology annotation, biological process: transmembrane transport. The coding region runs from base 482 to 2281 and encodes 599 amino acids.